Molecule: messenger RNA, 1296 nt
Organism: Lachancea sp. 'fantastica'
Lineage: Eukaryota; Fungi; Ascomycota; Saccharomycetes; Saccharomycetales; Saccharomycetaceae
Source: the annotation of a GenBank genome assembly
AUGGAUGCAGUUUUGAAAUGUUUCGAAAGCGGCUACUCUGAUUUCUACUUGGUCGAAUUUUUGAGGUUUGAUUCGGCGCCAUUGGGUGGAAACUUAGACCUGAAAUAUGUCCGGGACGACAAACUGGUUCAGUUAAUCCAAUGCACAUUGGAACUGAAAGGAGAAUAUGCCAGCCAUUAUGCGGCGGGGCAGGUCACUCCGCGGCUCUUUGAGCUGUGCAACGAACAAUUGAAACUUUUGAAUAGACUUUCAGAUGGAGAAACUGCCUGGAUUACAGGACCACUCUGGAUUAGCGCUAGACAACUUCUGAAAAUAAGCACGAAGCUCGACGAUCAGCAAACCGAAUUCAACAAUUCAGACAGUAAGCAAAAAACGAAGCAAAGAUCCAAGGGAGACCUGGAGGAAGAGAAGUACUUGGAGAAAUGCGUUAGGACCAUCCACACAAGCUUCAAAUUGUGUCUCAACGACCGCAAUCCGGUUGCACAGGAAAAUAAGAAAUGGGGGGUUUAUUUCUUCACAAAUCUGGAGCUACGCAUCUACCAGCAGCUCCACAACGGCGACAUGAUUCGAAAUUUGGUGAAAGUGAUCGAGAGUCGGGCUGCAGAAUUGCCUACGCCUGAACAGGCUUUGUGGGCUCACAAGGCGCAACUGGUCACGUAUUACCAUUAUAUGGCUAGAUACUUUGGAUGUUACGAAAUGGACUACGAACGCGGGUUUUUGUUCGCUCAGAAAGCAUGGCUGGCGUCAAGAAGGCGCGCGGGCAGGCAGGAAAAUGCCAUUUGUGUGUUGCUGAUACCUUUUGCGGUGCUGGCGCGCAGAUGGUACCCGGACCUUGCAACACUGAGAUCAAUUUGUCCUGCCGUGGCGGAGUUCUACCGUCCCGUGGUUGAAUGUUUACGGAACGGCGAUCUACUGAAAUACGAGAAGUGGCUUAACGCAAAUGAGCCCAUGCUGUUGAGACGCAACCUGUUUGUGGCCCUAGUUGCAAUACGGGAGCUUAUCGUGCGGAAACUGGUGAAACGUACGCUGGAAAUCACAAGAACGGGCCCAAUUGUGCCGCUACGACUGGUUAGCAGUGCGCUCGUGUAUAGUGAGAGUCGUCUGGACAAUCGACACCGGGAAUCAGUGUCUGAGGCCACGCUAGACAGCACUGAAUGUGUCUUGGCGAAUCUGAUUGCCAAGGGUUAUGUUAAGGGUUAUUUGUCGCAUUCUAAUCGUGCGCUUGUGGUGAGCAAGACGAAUGCAUUUCCAGGAAUGGUCCAAGCACAAUUGAAAACUGAGAGCAAGCACAAUUGA